AUGGUGCAGUAUGGAUACCACGAUGGACACACCACCGAUUAUUCUCUGCCAAAACAUCUCGUUCGGUACAUCGAGCCUACAGAGGGUGAGUUUGACCAGCAAGUGGAGUACGACAUGGACGAACAAGAUCAGCAAUGGCUUGAUGGAAUAAACAUAGAGAGGAAGAAUGAUCAGCUUGAUCAUAUCAGCUAUGAGGCGUUUGAAAUUGUCAUGGAUCGGUUGGAAAAAGAAUGGUUCGCUCUGAUUAAGCGCAUUCCAUCACGUUUCUCCAUUGGUGCCGCAGAAGAUGAAGAAGAAUAUCCAGAAGACUCGAACUGCGCUUUAUGCGACGACAGCGAAUGUGAGAACCUGAACGCAAUUGUGUUCUGUGAUGGAUGCAAUUUGGCUGUCCAUCAAGACUGCUACGGUGUUCCAUUCAUUCCCGAGGGACAAUGGCUCUGCCGCAAAUGCACAGUGUCUCCAAAUCGUCCGGUCUCUUGCGCGUUGUGUCCGCAAGAGGGAGGUGCUUUCAAGCAGACUAUCGAUGGCACAUGGGCACAUUUGUUGUGUGCGAUGUGGAUCCCAGAGACUGGCGUCAGCAAUUCUGUCUAUAUGGAGCCGAUCGAUGGCAUCAAUGCUAUUCCUAAAGCGCGCUGGCGUUUGCGCUGUUACCUGUGUCAAUCGCGGCACGGCGCGUGCAUCCAGUGUGAGCAUCGUUCAUGCUUCACUGCGUUUCAUGUGAUGUGUGCACGCCGAGCGGGACUCUUGUCGCAUGCGCACGGGCAACAUGAAAUGGAAGAGCAAGAUACCAAGCCCGAUGGUCCUGCGGCGUACUGUCAUCACCAUUUGCCGCCUGCUGAAAAAGCUGCUUUGCUUGAACGAGUGCGCAGUAAUAAGCGUCGACAUGACGUUGACGAUAGCCGCAGCGAGAUUGACGCCGAUGAUAACGACAAUGAUACCAGCAGCUUGUCGGACAUCUGUGUGAGUGAGCUGAUGUCAACUCCUAAACGGUCUUCUAUGUCAGCGUACGAAUCCAUCGCGUCAAAGAGUGCACGAGCAUACAAUCAAUUGUAUUCGUCAGGGCCUCUGCCCGUGCCGAACUACAUGGUCAAUCGUGUCCUCGACUACAUUGCACGGGUGCCUAUGCGGCGGAAGCCGCAAACUGUCCAUCAGAUCGUACGAUAUUGGAGUCUCAAGCGGCAACAAAUGCGAGGUGCGCCUCUUUUGAAACGAUUGCACAUUGAGCCAUGGACCGUUGGAAACUUUGUUGAUGAGCGGACCCAUGCCCUUAAGCUCGCCAAACUCCAAUUUCUCUAUCGCCUGCGUGAAGAUUUGGAAAAGGUCCGUCUCCUUGCUGAGCUCGUGCGCAAGCGCGAAAAGACAAAGCUGCGUCAAAUGAAUCUGUUUCAAAUGUAUAUACUCGACAAGGUUCUGCUUUCCAAGCAGACACAACUGCGUCAGGCACUUGAACGCGUCAUGUCUCUCGACAAGGCCCAAUGGUUCCUGCACCCAGUAUCGAAGGCAGAUGCCCCGAGCUACUACGAUAUAAUCAAGCAACCAAUGAACUGGUCUACGAUUCGCGAGCGGAUCGAUACGAUGGCAUAUACGACAUGGGAGGAAUGGGAGGCAGACGUGCGUUUGGUCUGCGAGAAUGCGACUCAAUACAACCAGCCACACUCGCCCAUCUCGAAAGCUGCACAGAAGAUCAUGAAACAUUUGCCGAGCAUUGUGGAAGACCUCCCUUGA
This is a messenger RNA of Malassezia globosa CBS 7966, 1725 nucleotides long. RefSeq lists its product as uncharacterized. Bases 1 to 1725 code for a protein of 574 amino acids. The record is from RefSeq and is a predicted model, not a curated record. Gene Ontology annotation, molecular function: protein binding. Gene Ontology annotation, cellular component: MOZ/MORF histone acetyltransferase complex. Gene Ontology annotation, biological process: regulation of transcription by RNA polymerase II. Lineage: Eukaryota; Fungi; Basidiomycota; Malasseziomycetes; Malasseziales; Malasseziaceae. The transcript is spliced from 3 exons.